This is a messenger RNA of Pocillopora damicornis (cauliflower coral), 1939 nucleotides long. Its product is annotated as adenosine receptor A2b. Gene Ontology annotation, cellular component: membrane. Gene Ontology annotation, molecular function: G protein-coupled receptor activity. The record is from RefSeq and is a predicted model, not a curated record. Lineage: Eukaryota; Metazoa; Cnidaria; Anthozoa; Scleractinia; Pocilloporidae. Gene Ontology annotation, biological process: G protein-coupled receptor signaling pathway.
AUUGAAAGACACGCAGAUUGUACUAAAUUAGGAAAUAUACCUCAUUGGACUUCAAAACCAUUGGUAGCUUAUCGCGGAGAUCGAAAUUUAUUAUUCUAAGUAACAAGAAAACAGAAAUGCUAAGUCAUCGCUGAUUGCACGAAAUUAGAAGCUUCGAGACAAAAUUAUUCGUCCAAGAAUCGUGUCUUAUUCGAGAAUAAUUACGAAAUCAGGAAAAUAAAUAAAGGGAUGAAAUCAGGCAUAUUGGGUCUUAUUUUAAAGAAAUUAUUGACGUUGCAUAUCACAAGUUGGUAAUAUUGAUAUUUCCUUUUGGAGGUGCUGAUAUGGAAAAAAAGGAAGCCCUCAAACUGCCCUUUCGUGCAAUUUAAUUGGCCAAAAGAUUGGAAAGUGCAAAUUAAUACGUCACGAACUAAUUCCUUUAACUAAAAACUUAAUGUGUUCCAUUGAGAUAAAAUGUUUUUUUUUCACAGCAGUAAAAACCUGAUUUAACAAGAACACAGAAAGUGACGAACAUGUCCGGCAAUAUUUCCGAGGAUGAUUUUUGCAAUCGUUUCAGUAGUUUUAGCUACAUGGCAGCACUUGGGAAUGAUCCGUUCAGAACAGCUUUCAUUGUCAACGCUGUUCUAAACGUUCCUUUCUGCAUCACGGCAACAGUGACCAAUGCCUUGGUCAUUAUCUCAAUUUGGCACUCGUACUCGCUAUGGACUCCGGCAAAUUUGUUGCUGAUAAGCCUCGCCAUGUCUGAUUUAGGAGUCGGUCUAAUUUUGCAGCCACUCUACAUCGCGUAUCUAAUCUCGUUUGCCGAGCGGGGAGUUAAAGAAUCUACUUGCACAAUGUCUGUUGCUGUAGCAGUAACAGCGUCCAUUUUCUCUUGCGUGUCUUUUGGAACAGUGACUGCAAUCAGUUUAGAACGUUAUCUGUCUCUCCGCCUCCAUUUACGAUGCGAAGAUGUCAUCACAUUGAAACGUGUCCGCCGAUUUCUCGUCAUUUUAUGGCUUCUUGGCGCGAUUUCUCCUCUGAUCUGGGUUAUGUUUGCUCCUUCAUAUAGAUCCUACUUUUUCGUCUCAGGAAUAAUGUUUUGCCUGGUCAUCUCAACAGCGGCUUACAUCAACAUUUACCGCAUCGCUUGUGUACAUCUGAAGAGGAUUGAAGCUUUAAGACACGAAGUUGACAAAAAGUCUAAAAAUCUUAUGCUACAACACCGGAGGAGGGGGGCUCUAAACAUGUUCCUAGUGUACUGUGUACUACUGUGUUGCUAUCUCCCUUACUCCUUGUGCCUUGCAUUGGGCAAAAUAAUGGGCUACACGGAAUGGAAUUGGAUCGCUAUCAACUUCACACUUACAAUUAUUAACAUAAACUCUUCCAUAAAUCCUUUGAUUUACUGCUAUCGUAUGCGAGAAAUUCGCCGAGCUAUAUUGCUUACUGUUUAUUCAGUGACUUUCGGUAGAACGAAUAUGAGACAGAUUACAUCUUGAUCGUUGAAAAGUGAAAAGUCAUCGACAAUUAAUUCAAGAGGAGAAUCUGCGACCGAAGCUAGUGUGAAAAAAAUAAGUUCCAAUGAUUUGUUACUAAACAUCUCCAUCCACGAAAUUGUGCGCAAAUACUCUAAUGUAUGGAAAGAGAGUUCUCGAUCGUAAUGGAAAAGUUUUCCUGUGGGGUGUAAUUUGUUUAAAGUGAUGAGUUAGUUCGAAAGUAACAAAACAAGAUGUAAACAAAACUUUGAAUUACUGAUUUUCAUAUAAACAUCGUUAUUUCUUGUUUCUUGCACGGAACUCAAUUUUACUCAAGCCAUACAUAAAUAGUGCGUCAGUGAAAAGAUAUCUGUACCACAGGUGGCCCAAGCUCACGUCACGAGAAAAAGCCAACGAUUAAUUCGUAAAAGCGUCACGCGUUGUGUGACUCGGUGUGAAGUCUUUUGACAGGAAUAACAGUGAUGACA